GCAGCAAAUCGAGCGUAAUUGCAAAAUCCAAUAGACUGAUCAGACCUCAUUAACGUCCAAACAUCGUUCCCGAAUCGGAUGGGAAAUUUUUCGCGAGUUUCAGUUUAUAAUUAAAUAAUCAUUCCUCCGUUUUCUGUUCUCUCGUUUGCAGCAUCAUCGGUUGCAGUGUCAGCUUGGACGUUAGUUAUAAUCUCGGUGGAGCGGUACUACGCCAUCUGCCAUCCAUUGCGGUCCCGGCGGUGGCAAACGCUCAGCCAUGCCUAUCGGCUGAUUGCGCUCAUUUGGUGCGGCAGUCUGUUCUUCAUGCUGCCGAUUGCGGUGCUCAGCAAAUUGAUUCCCACCAAUCAAGGUCAUCACAAGUGUCGCGAGCUGUGGUUCAACAGGGGCUACGAGCGGGCUUAUAAUCUCUUUUUGGAUGUGCUGCUGCUGGUGCUUCCGCUGCUCAUCUUGGCCGUGACGUAUUCGCUCAUCACGCGAACCCUCUGCCGGGGGAUGCACGAUUUUCGGCGGUACUCGAAAGCGCUCUCGACUUCAACACGCUCCGCCGAUGGGGGAGUAAUAAAGCCGUCAACGACGGUGGCCUCGGGCCUGGAACGAUCCUUCCGGCGACAUAACAAUAACAACCGAGCAGUAGCCAACGAUCAAUACCUGGAGGUCUACAUCCGUCCAAAUGGAAGCACCAAAACACGCUGCCCUUCGAUCAAGUGCCACCGAACGGCAUCGACGGCGGCGACAUCGAUGGCAGCAACUGCCGCGGUAGCAGUACCCGCAUCGUCAACCGAGACAAUGGAAACAACGGUGCCAACUGGCGGUGGCACCACUCUAUCCGACACGACGCUUCCCGGAAAUGAUGGCGUCGUUAGUUGGAACCAUCACCACAGCCAUCCGGCGGAAUUAUCCCCUUCGUCGCCGUUCCGCUCAUCGACGUCCGUGAAGGGACCGAACCGACUGAAAAACCCAGCCCUAAGGAAGUCCAACAUGGAGAAGAGCCUAACGAACAAAAAGCGCAUAAUUAAAAUGCUGUUCGUGGUGGUGCUGGAGUUUUUCAUCUGCUGGACCCCGCUGUACGUGAUCAACACGAUGGCCCUGUUCUGGCCGAGCACCGUGUACCACAAUCUGGGCUACACGGCCAUCAGCUUCUUCCAGCUGUUGGCGUACUCGUCGUCCUGCUGCAAUCCCAUCACUUACUGCUUCAUGAGCGGCGGUUUCCGGAAGGCAUUCCUCAACCUGUUCCGUUGCUUUCGGCCGUGUUCUGGUGGAGGGGGUAGCGGUACUGACGGUAGCGGCGGAAUCGGGCGGAACCGACGAAAUAGUAGCGCCAUGUGCGGCAUGUACAUGGCCAGCGGUUGUGACAGCGCGGGUGGUAUCGGCACCUUGUUGGGGAAGCAUAGAAGCAGCACUAGUCAGCGAAAGCAGCAACAAACGAAGCGCACCAUGGACACCAUCCUCAGUACGGACGGAGUGGUCAGCUUGAAACACCGCGACCCAGCGGGGGUCACAACAACGACAAGCGCACGCUCGGAAUCGGGUUCACAUCAUCACCACCAUCGGUUUUGUCACCAUGGUCAGAGCCAGGAGUAGUGCUGUUCCGUUGAUGUAGGGACGACGGCACAUUGGAGAGUGGAUAAGCGAGUGAAUUUGCUGUAAAUGAUGGGAAAGGGACAGAUCAAAUAAUCCAGAAGGUUAAUCGAAUUGGUCUUUAUUGAUUUGGUGCUCAACAUGCGAAAAAAUCGUAUAUCAGCGUAAUUUGUGCCGCGGUAGUGGAUUGCACGAUUUCCUCGCUGAAUCAAUUGAUGCCUAACAGUAUUAAGUUUCCAGCUCAGCUAUUUAUCCCACAGAAACUUCCGUUCGUAAUAAAGUGAAGCAAAUAAUUUAGGUCAGGUCACAACUAUUUUGAGCAUCUGGCUUUCGAGUUGGUUAGUCAAAUAUUGAAUUCAUAGCAGCACCAGAGUCGUGAUAGGAUCCACUCAAGAUCAUCUUAUCGGGGGUUGGUGCU
Messenger RNA from Armigeres subalbatus, 1996 nucleotides. Its product is annotated as D(2) dopamine receptor-like. The coding region runs from base 304 to 1581 and encodes 425 amino acids. The transcript has 4 exons. The record is from RefSeq and is a predicted model, not a curated record. Gene Ontology annotation, cellular component: plasma membrane. Gene Ontology annotation, biological process: neuropeptide signaling pathway. Lineage: Eukaryota; Metazoa; Arthropoda; Insecta; Diptera; Culicidae. Gene Ontology annotation, molecular function: neuropeptide receptor activity.